Molecule: messenger RNA, 4986 nt
Organism: Tachysurus vachellii
Lineage: Eukaryota; Metazoa; Chordata; Actinopteri; Siluriformes; Bagridae
Gene: gria2b
Product: glutamate receptor, ionotropic, AMPA 2b
Exons: 16
Coding region: 228-2927 (899 amino acids)
Biological process (GO): synaptic transmission, glutamatergic; monoatomic ion transport; modulation of chemical synaptic transmission
Cellular component (GO): postsynaptic membrane; plasma membrane; AMPA glutamate receptor complex
Molecular function (GO): transmitter-gated monoatomic ion channel activity involved in regulation of postsynaptic membrane potential; AMPA glutamate receptor activity
Source: RefSeq, a predicted model, not a curated record
CACUCUUCCUCGGGAGCAGAAGGAAGCUUCGCGCUCGCACCUUCUCUCUGUUUAUCCAUCUCUCUUUCUCCGUCCAUCGCUCCAUGGGGCGGAUUUAACAAAGAGCUGUUUUAUUUUUUUUUUACCUCUUUUUUUCUCAUUUAACCGGGAGGAUUUUUUUAUCCCUCUUUUCUUCUCUCUCCGCGUCUGUUCUUCAUGGUGGAUGCGGAGCCGCUUUUCACACCGAGAUGCAACAGAUAACGAGCUUCUCACUUCUCCUCCACCUUCACGCGCUCUUCUGGGGAUGUGCGCUCGCGGGAGCUCCCAGUGUGCAGAUAGGUGGCCUGUUCCCCAGAGGAGCAGAUCAGGAGUACAGUGCCUUCAGGGUCGGUAUGGUUCAGUUCUCCACACCCGAGUUCCGUCUCACUCCUCACAUCGACAAUCUGGAGGUGACCAACAGUUUUGCUGUCACCAACUGCUUCUGUUCACAGUUCUCACGAGGAGUUUAUGCCAUUUUUGGAUUCUACGAUAAGAAGUCUGUGAACACGAUCACGUCAUUCUGCGGAACGCUACACGUCUCCUUCAUCACUCCGAGUUUUCCUCUGGAUGGAACACAGCAGUUCAUCCUGCAGAUGAGGCCCGACAUUAAAGGACCUUUACUGAGCCUCAUCGAGUACUACAAGUGGGACAAAUUUGCGUAUCUGUACGACAGCGACCGAGGACUGACGACUCUGCAGGUGGUGCUGGACACGGCAGCCGAAAGGAAGUGGCAGGUGACGGCUAUAAACGUAGGCAACAUGAAGGACGACAAGAAAGACGAGGCGUAUCGUUCACUCUUUCAGGAUUUGGAGAACAAGAAGGAGAGGAGAGUCAUCCUGGACUGUGAACAGGAGAAAGUCAAAGACAUCAUGGAGCAGAUCAUAACCAUUGGGAGGCACGUUAAAGGAUAUCACUACAUCAUAGCGAACCUGGGCUUUGUAGAUGGAGACCUGUCCAAAAUUCAGUACGGCGGUGCAAACGUGUCGGGAUUCCAGAUCGUGGAUUUUGAAGAUCCUCUAGUGUCCAAAUUUGACCAGCGCUGGGAAGCUCUGGAAGAAAAGGAAUAUCCAGGAGCUGACAGCAAGAUCAGGUACACUUCAGCACUGACGUUUGACGCCGUGCAGGUGAUGACGGAAGCAUUUCGCUACCUGCACAAGCAGAGGAUCGACAUCUCACGCAGGGCUAAUAACGGAGAUUGUCUGGCUAAUCCGGCCGUGCCGUGGGCUCAGGGUGUGGAGAUUGAACGUGCGCUGAAACAGGUGCGUGUUGAAGGUCUUACCGGAAACAUUCAGUUCGAUCAGUAUGGCAGAAGAGUGAAUUACACCAUCCACGUCAUGGAGCUGAAGAACAAUGGUCCUGUGAAGAUUGGUUACUGGAACGAAAUGGACAAGAUGGCUGUCACCAAAUCGGACCUUUUCCCCAAUGACACGAUGGGUCUGGAGAACAAGACGGUGAUAGUCACCACUAUUCUGGAAGCACCGUAUGUGAUGCUGAAGAAGAACGCAGACCUUUUUAUGGACAACGACAGGUAUGAGGGCUACUGUGUGGACCUGGCUGCUGAAAUCGCCAAACACUGCGGCUUUAAAUAUCGACUGAAAAUAGUGGGAGACGGAAAAUACGGAGCCCGAGACGCAGAGACGAAGAUCUGGAACGGGAUGGUGGGAGAGCUGGUUUAUGGGAAAGCUGACAUCGCCGUAGCUCCGUUGACCAUCACGCUGGUCAGAGAGGAAGUGAUUGACUUCUCCAAGCCCUUCAUGAGCCUGGGCAUCUCCAUCAUGAUCAAAAAGCCUCAGAAGUCCAAGCCGGGCGUGUUCUCCUUCCUGGACCCUCUGGCAUAUGAGAUCUGGAUGUGUAUCGUGUUCGCCUACAUCGGUGUGAGCGUGGUGCUCUUCCUGGUCAGCCGUUUCAGCCCAUACGAAUGGCACACGGAGGAAUACGAGGACGGACAGAUCCAGACCAGCGAGUCUACCAAUGAAUUUGGGAUAUUUAACAGCCUCUGGUUCUCGCUUGGAGCCUUUAUGAGACAAGGAUGUGAUAUUUCGCCAAGGUCUCUCUCAGGUCGUAUCGUGGGUGGCGUUUGGUGGUUCUUCACCCUCAUCAUCAUCUCUUCGUACACGGCCAACCUGGCUGCCUUUCUCACCGUAGAGAGGAUGGUGUCGCCCAUUGAGAGCGCUGAGGAUCUGGCCAAACAGACCGAGAUCGCUUACGGGACGCUGGAUUCUGGAUCCACCAAAGAGUUUUUUAUGCGCUCUAAAAUCGCUCUCUUUGAGAAGAUGUGGGCGUACAUGCGCAGCGCUGAGCCGUCCGUCUUUGUGAAAACCACGGCAGAGGGAGUGGUUCGAGUGCGCAAGUCGAAAGGGAAGUACGCCUACCUGCUGGAGUCCACCAUGAACGAGUACAUCGAGCAGCGAAAGCCCUGCGACACCAUGAAGGUCGGCGGGAACCUCGACUCCAAGGGCUACGGCAUCGCCACGCCCAAAGGAUCCUCAUUAAGAAAUGCGGUUAACCUCGCAGUUCUAAAACUGAAUGAGCAAGGCCUGUUGGACAAAUUGAAAAACAAAUGGUGGUACGACAAAGGCGAGUGCGGCAGCGGGGGAGGUGAUUCCAAGGAAAAGACGAGUGCUCUCAGCCUGAGCAACGUGGCCGGUGUGUUCUACAUCCUGGUGGGCGGUUUGGGCCUGGCCAUGCUGGUGGCUCUGGUCGAGUUCUGUUACAAGUCGCGCGCUGAGGCCAAGCGCAUGAAGGUGACCUUUUCAGAUGCGAUGAGGAAUAAGGCGAGGUUAUCUGUCACCGGGAGCACAGGGGAGAACGGCCGUGUUAUGAGUCCCGAGUUCCCUAAAGGCGUCCACCCUGUGCCCUACGUAGGGCCCGACGUUGGCAUGAACGUCAGCUUAACUGACCUUUCAUGAGGGAAAUCCCCCCGCCGAGUGCCUUAAAAUGGUUUAUCCCUUACUUUUCCUCUCUUCUUCAGUCUAUCUCUCUGUUUCUCCUUCACUUUCUCUAUUUAUAUCCCGGAUGAGAGACAGAGGCCAUGUUUUAAUAUCGAAAAGACAUUUGUGCCACACGUACACCUUUCACGGUGACAUCAUUGCCUCUAAAAACACGCCUAAAGAGGUGAUGAGGUCACUUCCCCUGGUCACGGAUGGGUUUUUGGACGAGCGUGAAAUUAGGAGCAUCAGUGCGUUUCAUCUAGACGUGUGCCGAUGAUUAUUUGUACGACGCACAAUGCCAUCAUGUUAUCACCUGUGAAUUCUGUCACAAUCCCUAGAUAGGCUGCCUUUCUAGGCAGCACUUGAGUUCGAAUAAGGUAUCGUUCUAUAUGAAUGUUUUUUUUUUUUUUUAAAUUAUAAAAUAUUAAGUUUUAAUUCCAAUAAAGUCCAUAUUAAAACGUUAGACAAAUGUCGUGGUAUGACUUUUUAAAGACGUGAAUAUCGGCACACGCCUAGUUUGUCGUCCGUGUUUGCUCGAGCACAUUACAUACUUUUAUUAAUAAAAGAAUAAAAAUACACUAAAAAAUUUUCUAUGUAUUUUCACAUAAAAUGCUUUUAAAUAAAUCUGCUUACAUACCAGUUACGUCUAUAACAACUUACACAUCAUAAUCUCUGUGUCCUUUUCGAGCUCAGCUCUUAGUUUCAUACUUUUUAAAAAAGCCAAAUCUAUUGCUUACGUAAUUUAUUAGUGGUAUAAUCUUAACAUCUCGGUGUUUCUAUGGAGAUAUCUAGCAACGCUUGACUUUUUGCAAUCGGUUUUGAUAGUGGUGCCGUAGAAACGUUUAUGUUGAUCUAAAUCUUACUCUUAAUCUCAUGUUUUUUUCGUAUUUUCCUCAAUAAUCAGGUAGCAGUUAUGUUAUCUUAUGUUACAUGUUUAAAAAAAAUGAAGAAAAAAAACGACGUUUACAAAAUGAAUGCAAGAAAAAGGAAAAAAAAAAUGAGAACAUUAAUGUAUUAUCGCCUAAUGUUUUGCUGUGAACUCAGUAGACGUAUUACACAUCGACACACUCGUCUGUUUCGAAUGCCAAUAAAGUGAGUGUGCGAAAUUUAUUCCUGAAUAUAGUUGGAAUAUAAUCUGUCCUCGUUGUGAAUGUAGUCAAUACAUUCUCUACGUUUCUGUAACUCUGUACCGUUUGAUGGCCGACGCAGUGAUUCAAAUAUUCUAACAAAUUAUUUCUUUUUAAAUAAUUCCUUUUUUUUUUCGUUUGUUUCAUAUUUGAUUGAUUUACACCAAUUGAACGAUCCAAAGCCCCCACGAUCCGAAGCACACAUGAUGGUCCAGGUAGAAAAACAGAGCGUAGACUUCUUUAGUCAUAAACCUGAAACAUAAACAACAAUAAAUUACCUCAAGAAAUAAAACAGGUAAAAGAAAAUCCAGAAGUACAAUUAAAGCAGAUUACACUGUUAUAUUACCUUCUAUCUGCUUUCUUAUUGGUUAUUGAAACGCUUCAGGGAAAAGCUGUGCUCUGAUUGGUUACAAAGACAUUGACUGUGGUCCCAGAGAUCAGAUACUAGAUUACACUGGAUUUGAAUUUAAUCUACUGUUGCCUGAGUGGUUCCAGUGAAAUUGGGGCGGGACUAUGAUUUAAUUGGUUGUAGUGGCAUUAAGGGUGUGGACUGUGUUCUGAUUGGUUAGAGUUGCAGAUUUGGUGCAGCUGUAAUGUCAUUGUUUUGAUUGGUUACAGUGUCAUUAAAUGGCAUGACUGGUUACUGUAACAUUCUGGGUGUAAACUGUGAUCUGAUUGGCUGAUUGGCUACAGACACAUUUUCAGAAGAAACUGUCCUCAUGGUGACUAGCAACAGUUGGAGGGCCAGAAAAAGACAGGGCUUUGGAUUGGUCAGUUUCAUGUUACAUCAUCACAUGAAAUUAGAUUCAUUUCAGUUUUUUACCCGAAUACCUUUAUUUAUUUGUACCAUAUAGAUACUUAGGUUAAAGAGUAGAAUUAUAUACAUUUACAGUAGGUCUGAUUCUCAAUUU